AUGCUGAUUUUUCAGUUUUUGCUGCUCUUGUGGCUUGCAUCCACCGUUCUUUCGGCGCAAGUCACCGGGGUGUUUACAGCCAUCAACAACAUCGUGCCUCCUAGCAACCAGCAGCCUCAUAUACCUUCAUGGCAAGCAACUGUUGCAUGGAAAAUUGAUUCCUCACAAGUCGCACCUGGCGAUACAUUUACGUUAACACUUCCUAAUGUGUUCAAGUUUACUUCCACGACAAACACUCUUGCGUUGUCUUCAGGGGGCACCAACUAUGCCACAUGUACCUUGACCUCAGGAGAAAAUUUACUUCCAUACUCACUGAUUUCUUGUACGGCAUUGCCAGCUGUCACAACUGUAGCAGAGGCUGAUGGUACCAUAACUUUCCCUUUCACUUUCAACCCAGGAAUGACGAAUUCUCCACAGGAUUUGGCAGCCGCCACCCUAUGGACUCCUGGCCAAAAUUUAGUAACUUUCCAGGACGGUGCAGACCUUACUUUCACAGUGACAAUGAGUGCUGGAGCAUACUCUAUUCAGUCAAAUCCUGACCAGGGUUCUUAUAUGACCAGAAAGUUGACUCGUUUACAGCAGAUGGAACAUUACUACCAGGGUCCCAAGUGUGACCAACCGAUGUCCGGAACGAUCACAAUGGCGCUGGGCGGUCAAGUUCAAUUCGAUUGUUCGCAAUCUGGUGCCUACUUGUCCAACAGUUUCAACGCAUGGCAAUUCCCAUCACAGGCUUUGACCACUGCAGGUGGUGGUAGCAUCACUUACACCUGUAGCCCUUCUUCCAUCGUCGCGACUUUCACCGACCUACCUCCUGGAUACAGGCCAUACAUCGUGGGUUUUUCCAACGUCUUUACAGGUCAGUAUCAAGAUAUAUACUCGGGCAGUGGAAUCUGCGGUAAGCAGGCAUUUUCCCAGACAGUCACAUGGCUGUCUUACAACGAUCUAGACCCCAAUGGAACUGGUAACGUCAAGCCGAUUGUCGUCACCACCAUCACUAGAGAUGACAUAAAUACUCCUUCGCUUACCACUGCCAUAGGCGUUUCAACCAAUACAAUUGAAGUCUUAGUUCCAAGAUCAGUCACCACAGUCACCACUACAUGGACCAACCCAUACUCUUCGGAAACAACUACAACAGACUCAAGCGGAAUUAGAAUUGUGGAAAUUCAAGUUCCUUACUCUACCUCCACUACUAUUGGACCACUGUCUGGUACUGAAACUGUGACUGAGAGUGGAACCACAUAUGUUAGAAUCACUGAUGUUCUCUCGACUUCGACUACUCUUGGACCACUGUCUGGUACUGAGACUGUUACUGAGAGUGGAACCACAUAUGUGAGAGUCACUGAUGUUCUUUCGACUUCGACUACUCUUGGACCACUGUCUGGUACUGAGACUGUUACUGAGAGUGGAACCACAUAUGUGAGAGUUACUGAUGUUCUUUCGACUUCGACUACUCUUGGACCACUGUCUGGUACUGAGACUGUUACUGAGAGUGGUACUACAUAUGUGAGAGUCACUGAUGUUCUUUCCACAUCAACUACUCUUGGACCACUGUCUGGUACUGAGACUGUUACUGAGAGUGGAACCACAUAUGUUAGAGUCACUGAUGUCCUUUCUACAUCAACCACUCUUGGACCACUGUCUGGUACUGAGACUGUGACCGAAAGUGGAACCACAUACGUGAGAGUCACUGAUGUUCUUUCGACUUCGACUACUCUUGGACCACUGUCUGGUACUGAGACUGUUACUGAGAGUGGAACCACAUACGUGAGAGUCACUGAUGUUCUCUCGACUUCGACUACUCUUGGACCACUGUCUGGUACUGAGACUGUGACCGAGAGUGGAACCACAUAUGUUAGAGUCACUGAUGUCCUUUCUACAUCAACCACUCUUGGACCACUGUCUGGUACUGAGACUGUUACUGAGAGUGGUACUACAUACGUGAGAGUCACUGAUGUUCUCUCGACUUCGACUACUCUUGGACCACUGUCUGGUACUGAGACUGUGACCGAAAGCGGAACCACAUAUGUUAGAGUCACUGAUGUCCUUUCUACAUCAACCACUCUUGGACCACUGUCUGGUACUGAGACUGUGACCGAAAGUGGAACCACAUAUGUUAGAGUCACUGAUGUCCUUUCUACAUCAACCACUCUUGGACCACUGUCUGGUACUGAGACUGUUACUGAGAGUGGAACCACAUACGUGAGAGUCACUGAUGUUCUCUCGACUUCGACUACUCUUGGACCACUGUCUGGUACUGAGACUGUGACCGAGAGUGGAACCACAUAUGUUAGAGUCACUGAUGUCCUUUCUACAUCAACCACUCUUGGACCACUGUCUGGUACUGAGACUGUUACUGAGAGUGGUACUACAUACGUGAGAGUCACUGAUGUUCUCUCGACUUCGACUACUCUUGGACCACUGUCUGGUACUGAGACUGUGACCGAAAGCGGAACCACAUAUGUUAGAGUCACUGAUGUCCUUUCUACAUCAACCACUCUUGGACCACUGUCUGGUACUGAGACUGUGACCGAAAGUGGAACCACAUAUGUUAGAGUCACUGAUGUCCUUUCUACAUCAACCACUCUUGGACCACUGUCUGGUACUGAGACUGUUACUGAGAGUGGAACCACAUACGUGAGAGUCACUGAUGUUCUCUCGACUUCGACUACUCUUGGACCACUGUCUGGUACUGAGACUGUGACCGAGAGUGGAACCACAUACGUGAGAGUCACUGAUGUCCUUUCUACAUCAACCACUCUUGGACCACUGUCUGGUACUGAGACUGUUACUGAGAGUGGUACUACAUAUGUGAGAGUCACUGAUGUUCUUUCGACUUCGACUACUCUUGGACCACUGUCUGGUACUGAAACUGUGACCGAAAGCGGAACCACAUAUGUUAGAAUCACUGAUGUUCUCUCGACUUCGACUACUCUUGGACCACUGUCUGGUACUGAGACUGUUACUGAGAGUGGUACUACAUAUGUGAGAGUCACUGAUGUUCUUUCCACAUCAACUACUCUUGGACCACUGUCUGGUACUGAGACUGUUACUGAGAGUGGUACUACAUACGUGAGAGUCACUGAUGUUCUCUCGACUUCGACUACUCUUGGACCACUGUCUGGUACUGAGACUGUGACCGAGAGUGGAACCACAUAUGUUAGAGUCACUGAUGUCCUUUCUACAUCAACCACUCUUGGACCACUGUCUGGUACUGAGACUGUUACUGAGAGUGGUACUACAUACGUGAGAGUCACUGAUGUUCUCUCGACUUCGACUACUCUUGGACCACUGUCUGGUACUGAGACUGUGACCGAAAGCGGAACCACAUAUGUUAGAGUCACUGAUGUCCUUUCUACAUCAACCACUCUUGGACCACUGUCUGGUACUGAGACUGUGACCGAAAGUGGAACCACAUAUGUUAGAGUCACUGAUGUCCUUUCUACAUCAACCACUCUUGGACCACUGUCUGGUACUGAGACUGUGACCGAAAGCGGAACCACAUAUGUUAGAGUCACUGAUGUCCUUUCUACAUCAACCACUCUUGGACCACUGUCUGGUACUGAGACUGUGACCGAAAGUGGAACCACAUAUGUGAGAGUCACUGAUGUCCUUUCUACAUCAACCACUCUUGGACCACUGUCUGGUACUGAGACUGUUACUGAGAGUGGUACUACAUAUGUGAGAGUCACUGAUGUUCUUUCGACUUCGACUACUCUUGGACCACUGUCUGGUACUGAGACUGUUACUGAGAGUGGUACUACAUAUGUGAGAGUCACUGAUGUUCUCUCGACUUCGACUACUCUUGGACCACUGUCUGGUACUGAGACUGUUACUGAGAGUGGUACUACAUAUGUGAGAGUCACUGAUGUUCUUUCCACAUCAACUACUCUUGGACCACUGUCUGGUACUGAGACUGUUACUGAGAGUGGAACCACAUAUGUGAGAGUUACUGAUGUUCUUUCGACUUCGACUACUCUUGGACCACUGUCUGGUACUGAGACUGUUACUGAGAGUGGUACUACAUAUGUGAGAGUUACUGAUGUUCUUUCGACUUCGACUACUCUUGGACCACUGUCUGGUACUGAGACUGUUACUGAGAGUGGAACCACAUAUGUGAGAGUUACUGAUGUUCUUUCUACAUCAACCAAGACCGGAUCAGCCGAGGGAACUACCACUACAACUGGAAGUGACACUACAUAUGUAAUUGUGACUGUGACUCCACUGGCAUCUGGUGGUCUUUCUACGUCAACCACGACCGGAUCAGCUGAGGGAACUACCACUACAACUGGUAGUGACACUACAUAUGUAAUUGUGACUGUAACUCCACUGGCAUCUGGUGGUCUCUCUACGUCAACCACGACCGGAUCAGCUGAGGGAACUACCACUACAACUGGAAGUGACACUACAUAUGUAAUUGUCACUGUGACUCCACUGGCAUCUGAUGGUCUUUCUACAUUUACCACUCUUGGAUCUUUGCCUGGUACUACUACUGUGACUGAGAGUGGAACCACAUACGUUAUUGUCACUGAUGUUCUUUCUACAUCAACCACGACCGGAUCAGCUGAGGGAACUACCACUACAACUGGUAGUGACACUACAUAUGUAAUUGUGACUGUGACUCCACUGGCAUCUGGUGGUCUCUCUACGUCAACCACGACCGGAUCAGCUGAGGGAACUACCACUACAACUGGAAGUGACACUACAUAUGUAAUUGUGACUGUGACCCCACUGGCAUCUGAUGGUCUUUCUACGUCAACCACGACCGGAUCAGCUGAGGGAACUACCACUACAACUGGUAGUGACACUACAUAUGUAAUUGUGACUGUGACUCCACUGGCAUCUGGUGGUCUCUCUACGUCAACCACGACCGGAUCAGCUGAGGGAACUACCACUACAACUGGAAGUGACACUACAUAUGUAAUUGUGACUGUGACUCCACUGGCAUCUGAUGGUCUCUCUACGUCAACCACGACCGGAUCAGCUGAGGGAACUACCACUACAACUGGAAGUGACACUACAUAUGUAAUUGUCACUGUGACUCCACUGGCAUCUGAUGGUCUUUCUACAUUUACCACUCUUGGAUCUUUGCCUGGUACUACUACUGUGACUGAGAGUGGAACCACAUACGUUAUUGUCACUGAUGUUCUUUCUACAUCAACCACGACCGGAUCAGCCGAGGGAACUACCACUACAACUGGUAGUGACACUACAUAUGUAAUUGUGACUGUGACUCCACUGGCAUCUGGUGGUCUCUCUACGUCAACCACGACCGGAUCAGCUGAGGGAACUACCACUACAACUGGAAGUGACACUACAUAUGUAAUUGUCACUGUGACUCCACUGGCAUCUGAUGGUCUUUCUACAUUUACCACUCUUGGAUCUUUGCCUGGUACUACUACUGUGACUGAGAGUGGAACCACAUACGUUAUUGUCACUGAUGUUUUUCUUAGGGAG
Sungouiella intermedia is the source of this 5454-nucleotide messenger RNA. Lineage: Eukaryota; Fungi; Ascomycota; Pichiomycetes; Serinales; Metschnikowiaceae. The record is from the annotation of a GenBank genome assembly.